Nematostella vectensis (starlet sea anemone) is the source of this 852-nucleotide messenger RNA. Its product is annotated as glycine-rich RNA-binding protein 10. The coding region runs from base 79 to 558 and encodes 159 amino acids. NCBI's taxonomy places the organism in Eukaryota, Metazoa, Cnidaria, Anthozoa, Actiniaria, Edwardsiidae. Gene Ontology annotation, molecular function: RNA binding. The record is from RefSeq and is a predicted model, not a curated record. The transcript is spliced from 4 exons.
AGCAUCUUUUCGUUCUCUCUCGCUCUAGACUUCACUGUACUCAGUUGUUUGCUAAAAUACUCUCACUUUGAUCUCGAAAUGGGGGAGGAAUACAGAUGCUACAUCGGAAAUCUUUCUUACAGUGUCGACGAACAAGCCCUAGAGGAAAAGUUCCAUGGUUGUGACGUUGUAGAUGUCAAAGUAAUAACAGACAGGGAGACCGGGAGACCUAGAGGAUUCGGAUUUGUCACAUUUGGAAGCAAAGAGGAGAUGGAAAAAGCCAUUGAUGAAUUUGACGGACAGGAUUUUGAUGGACGUUCCAUGAAAGUCAACCAGGCACAACCCCGUGGUGAGCGUGGAGCAGGAGGAAGCCGAGCAGGUGGCUACAGAAGUGGUGGUGGCGGCUAUGGUGGCAGCAGCAGAGGGGGCUACGGUGGUGGCCGUGGAGGAGGUGGAUAUGGUGGUGGCCGUGGAGGAGGUGGAUAUGGUGGCGGCCGUGGUGGUGGCUAUGGCGGUGGCAGACGCGACUAUGGAGGUGGUAGCAAGGGUGGUGGCUAUGACAGGAAUUCAUAUUACUAGGACGCGACUCAUAUUCACAUGGCUACUGCACUGGUUACCGUCCCUUGCUUGAUACCUGAUCUCAAAGAAACAAACCUGCGUGAUACUGAGCCAGUGAAUUGAGCCUACCCAACCGUACACAUGUUCCCAGGAUACAGACAAAGGCUCAUGCAGGCUCCUGAAGGCAUAUAGCCCUCAGGGGAUAUAGUUAAAAUGUCCAGCUGACUUUUGUUUUGAAUAUGGCUUUGACAAUUUUGACAUUUUAUAGCUAAAACGUUACAUUCGUGAUUAAUACCAUUAAAAAUACCACUUCUA